AUGCUAGCAAACCCUGCACUGGCGCCUACGCCGCCGCCGAUUGAGCCUCGCCUGAUUUUAUCUGACGAUGGCAGUCCUGGUCUCUUCGGACCUCGCACGCCACAGCCCCCUGAACUUGGUCCUGCACCGACGGGGGAGCUUGUGCAUUCCUGGGUUACCUGGCAUCCAAACCCUGCACUGGCGCCUACGCCGCCGCUGAUUGAGCCUCACCUGCUUGUAUCUGACGAUGGCAGUCCUGGUCUCUUCGGACCUCGCUCGCCACGGCCCCCUGAACUUGAUCCUGCACCUAUGGGGGAGCCUGUGCAUUCCUGGGUUACCUGGCAUCCAAACCCUGCACGGGCGUCUACGCCGUCGUCGAUUGAGUCCAACCUGAUUGUGCCUGACGAUGGCAGUCCUGGUCUUUUCGGACCUCGCUCGCCACGCAGCUACCGGUAA
This is a messenger RNA of Suillus fuscotomentosus, 435 nucleotides long. RefSeq lists its product as uncharacterized. NCBI's taxonomy places the organism in Eukaryota, Fungi, Basidiomycota, Agaricomycetes, Boletales, Suillaceae. The record is from RefSeq and is a predicted model, not a curated record. The transcript is spliced from 3 exons. The coding region runs from base 1 to 435 and encodes 144 amino acids.